Molecule: messenger RNA, 589 nt
Organism: Cephus cinctus (wheat stem sawfly)
Lineage: Eukaryota; Metazoa; Arthropoda; Insecta; Hymenoptera; Cephidae
Exons: 3
Coding region: 89-478 (129 amino acids)
Biological process (GO): regulation of synaptic transmission, cholinergic; positive regulation of voltage-gated potassium channel activity; sleep
Source: RefSeq, a predicted model, not a curated record
GUCAGUAUCUAUACGGCACGGUAACGAUUAAUGAGUUUCUAAUUACCGAGUAGAUUUAGGAACUCGAGUGUUUAGAAUUCUGAGCAUCAUGAAACUAAUUACCUUUUUAUUCUCUACAUUAACCAUUAUCGGUUUGGGCCAGGGUUUAAAGUGUUACUCGUGUUUUUGGGAGGGUUGCUCGGAUCCUUUUAAUGCUACUGCAACAGGAGUAUCGAAUGUGACUUGUGUAUCUGGAUUCAAUUAUUGCGCAAAACAAGCUGUUACCAUUGAUUCCGCGAAUACAGUAUUCCGCGGUUGUGUGAAUAGUACGAGUAUGCCAGUGACUAGGCGCAUUGGAAGUGUGACAAAUCGUCUUGACAUCACGUAUGGAAAACUUUACACUUGCGAUACAGAUUUCUGCAACGGAGCAAGUUCGAUGAAGAACGCAAUUGGAGUUGCUAUCGUGUCACUCGUUGGUUUAGCAUAUAUCACACUUUAAAUUGUAAUUAAACUGCACUUAGCUACUAGCUUCUAUUCCAAGAAAAGUAUUAAUUCCGUAAUAAUAUCGAUGUAGAUUAAAUUAAAAAAAAUAUAUUUAAUAGUAUGAAAA